AUGAGCUGCUAAAUAGCGCUCAUCCAUCCCCUCUGCUGCUCUCAAUAGGUAGCAAUGGCGCACGUGCUUUCCCUCCAUCUUUAUCUCUCUGCAGAUGCCAGUAAAACUUCUCCUCCUAUGCCGCUCAAGUUUUCCAAGAGAACCAACAAACACAACAAAUCGAUUUCUGCUCCUAGAAAACGCCCUCCCAGUCCCUUGCGCAGAACCCAGAAAUUGAAUUUGGAGGUCUCCCCUCAUAGAGCUGUUUCUGCAGUAAGAUUGAUGAGAAUAGAGAUGGGUGGUGCAUUUGCUGAUCUCUUGAAUGAGAAAGGGAAAGGUUCUGGUGAUAAUGAGAUGGGGUAUGUUGAAAGAACUCUGGGGUUUCGAACCAAGGAUUUGGAUGAUCGUGAUCUUAGAUUGGUCACAGAUAUUGUUGGAGGCACCAUUCGUUGGAGGAGAUACCUUGAUCAUUUAAUUUGUUCAUUAUGCCAUGAUGAGAGAAAAUUUAGGAGCAUGGAACCUCUUCUCUUGCAGAUUAUCCGAAUUGGUUUUUAUGAGAUUGUCAAGCUAGACAUGCCACCAUAUGCCGUUGUUGAUGAGAACGUGAGACUUGCAAAAGUUGCCCUUAGACCUGGUGCUGGUAACAUGGUCAAUGGGAUCCUGCGGAAGCUAGUGUUGCUUAAGGAGACUAACUCACUCCCUCUACCAAUAUUGGAAGGUGAUGAUCGUGCACAAGCACGUGCCCUUGCUACUCUUUAUUCUCAUCCUGUGUGGAUGGUAAGGCGUUGGACAAAGUAUCUUGGGCAAGAAGAAGCGAUUAGGUUGAUGCAGUGGAACAACGGUGAACCGAGUUUCAAUUUGAGGGCAAACAGUGGGAAGGGAGUGACUAGAGAUGACCUUGUAAUGCAGCUUAAUUUGUUGAAGGUUCCUCAUGAGCUUUCUUUGCAUUUGGAUCAUUUUGUCCGCAUCAAAAAAGGAAUGCAGAUCGUUAUACAAGCUGAAUUGCUGAAACAAGGCCUCUGUUCAGUUCAGGAUGAGAGUGCAGGUCUUGUAGUUUCUGUUGUGAAUCCUCAACCUGGUGAAAGCAUUAUUGAUUGUUGUGCUGCUCCUGGAGGAAAGACGCUUUACAUGGCAUCUCUAAUGGAUGGCCAAGGUAUGGUAUAUGCAAUUGAUAUAAACAAGGGCCGGUUGAGAAUCCUUCGAGAGACAGCCAAGUUACACCAAGUUGAUACUGUCAUUACCACCAUCCCUGCUGAUCUUCGUGUCUUUGCUGAAACUUAUCCAAUGAAGUCUGACAAGGUUUUGUUGGAUGCUCCUUGUUCUGGGCUUGGUGUUCUCUCCAAGAGAGCGGACUUGCGUUGGAAUAGAAGUUUGGAGGAUUUGGAAGAACUGAAAAUUUUGCAGGAUGAGCUCUUGAAUGCAGCUUCCAAACUGGUAAAGCCUGGUGGAAUUUUAGUAUACAGUACCUGUUCCGUAGAUCCCGAAGAAAAUGAAGAUAGGGUGGAUGCAUUUCUUCUCAGGCAUCCUGAAUUUCAAAUAGAUCCUGUUGAUGCAUAUGUGCCACCUGAUUUUGUGACGGAGCGUGGUUUUUAUUUCUCUUACCCAGUAAAACAUUCAAUUGAUGGAGCCUUUGCUGCUCGUCUGGUUAAGACCUAAUGAAGGAGUAUACACAUAUUUCUCUUGAAAGCCAAUGCUAUGCUUCCUGUGAUCACUCUAUGAUGGCUAGAAGCGUUUUCAGAUCUCUAAUCUUUUGCCAAAUAUGCUGAAGAAAGCAAAUUCAGUGAUCUUUUAGCCCCUCAAAAUUGGGAUCUCCCCCAUAAAGCAAGUUGUACCUGCUUCAGUUGAAUUGUUAAGUGAAUUUCUCACUAGGCAUUAUUAAAUAGGAAACUUGAGAAGUUAAACAGGCAAAUAAGUCUUAUGAUGGAUGCUCAACUAAAAAUUCUUGUCGGAAAUUGUGUUGGACUUCACUUUCAGAUUUUGGGGCAAAAGCGUUAUCAUGGACAGAUAUGUACAAUAUUCCUAUCUUAUCCUCAGGUGAUUAUUUUCUUCGGAUGCUUUCAUCCCUUUUUCUGUAUGACAAAAAAUUUCCUUCAUGUUUGACAGGUUUAUUAUCAAGCACAGAAUAACCUAGCUUAACUGGGUUGCGAUCAAUUGCAAUGUAAAUUGCCAAUGGAGGUCCGGUUGUGGAGCACCAUUCAUGAUUCAUUCUUGCUCUGAAAUCUAUCAGAUAACACAUUAUGCAGUGGUCUUCUGCUUAUUGCUUGGCGUUUCGGUUGUGCACUGUGAAGCAUAUCAUAGAAUACUAUAUAGUUUUUGGUUUGGUCUAUGUGAUUCAUUAAAUAUGAUCUGAAACAAACAAUUCUUCCCCCUUCACCACAAAGUUAUGUCUCUUCUGAGAUCCUACUACUUUAUGCCCAUGUUGUACCUUGUACAGUACAGCUAUCUUCUAGUCAAAAUGCAUGCUAAGCUGCUAAAGAAAAAAUAAAAUAAAAUAAAACAACGGUUACUUUCUUAGCUA
Messenger RNA from Manihot esculenta (cassava), 2497 nucleotides. RefSeq names its product probable ribosomal RNA small subunit methyltransferase B. Gene Ontology annotation, biological process: rRNA processing; RNA methylation; regulation of DNA-templated transcription. The record is from RefSeq and is a predicted model, not a curated record. The transcript is spliced from 17 exons. The coding region runs from base 55 to 1635 and encodes 526 amino acids. Gene Ontology annotation, molecular function: rRNA methyltransferase activity; RNA binding. NCBI's taxonomy places the organism in Eukaryota, Viridiplantae, Streptophyta, Magnoliopsida, Malpighiales, Euphorbiaceae.